GCCCGGGGGCCGUCCUGCGGGGCCGCCGCUGCGCGUUCGCCUUCCCUGGGGCUGCGGCCGGCGGGCAGCCCCGGAAGGGAAGGAAGGAAAGGAAGGGGCUUUGUGGGGUGCGGGCUGGCGGGGCUGGGGGCUGGAGGAUGGCCGGAGCCCCGGGGCGGCCGGGGAGCAUCCCCCGGUGCUAGGAUAUCCGCGAGCCGGCCGCCUGCCAGCCGUGUCCCGUCCCUCCCUGCCUACCACCACCGGGCAUCAGCGUGUUUGUCAGGCAGACGUUGCGAAAGUAUCGAUGUGCAGGAAGUCGGCGGGGGAAGGCCGCUCUGAAACGGCCGCUAACGCUUCUGUUUCUUGGCGUAGCGAAAGAGAGAGGCCGGCGGCCGGGGAGCGCUGGCUCGAACCUCCCGUGCGCUCGGCCCCGGGCAGCGGCGGGUGCCCCGCCAGGCUCGGCAGCGACCGGGGAACAGGAUGUGCGCGGCUUCCUGGCGGCUCGGCUCGGCUCGGCUCGGCACGGCGUGCAUGCAGCCAGCCGGGCAGCCCGCUCGUUUCCUUUCUCACGCCGUCGGUCAGCUUUUUUGAGAAUGAAGCGAAACGGGCCGGGUGUGGCGCCGUGCCGGGGUGGGGAGCCAGGUGCGAGGAGCUUUUGACUGGUUUAAAUUUAGCUGAGGGGGGGUGGAGGUGUUGCUCAAACGCAGCGCAGGCUCGGGUUUGUCUUCGAUGAUGCCAAACAUUUAGUUCCCAACAAAAUGAGAGACUUCUUCUGUACCAUAAACCUGGACCAAGAAGAAGUUUUCCGUACGCAGGUAGUUGAAAAAUCUUUAAGCCCUUAUUUUGGGGAAGAGUUUUACUUUGAGAUUCCGAGAACAUUCCAGUGGUUGUCCUUCUACAUUUAUGAUAAGAGUGUUUUACAAAAAGACCUGCGUGUAGGAAAGGUGGCAAUCAAAAAAGAAGACUUAUGUAACUAUACAGGGAAAGAGAACUGGUUUAUGCUUCAACCUGUCGAUUCUAAUUCAGAGGUUCAGGGAAAAGUUCACCUUGAAUUAAAACUGAAUGAGCUGAUAACAGAUAAUGGAUCUGUGUGCCAGCAACUAGUAGUACACAUAAAGGAAUGCCAUGGGUUGCCUCUUAUAAAUGGACAGAAUUGUGACCCUUAUGCAACAGUCUCUCUUGUGGGUCCUUCCAGGAAUGACCAAAAGAAGACCAAAGUAAAGAAGAAAACAAGCAAUCCGCAGUUUAACGAAACGUUUUACUUUGAGGUAACCAGGUCCAGCAGUUAUACCAAAAAGUCCCAGUUUCAGGUGGAAGAAGAAGACAUUGAGAAAUUGGAAGUCAGGGUGGACCUAUGGAACAAUGGAAAUUUGGUACAAGACAUCUUCCUAGGAGAAAUUAAAGUUCCUGUGAAGGUGUUAAGAAAUGAUUCCUUUCAAGCAUGGUACUUACUUCAACCAAGAGAAAAUGGCAACAAGUCUUCUAAAACUGAUGACUUGGGAUCACUUAGAUUAAAUAUUUGCUACACUGAAGACUGUGUACUUCCCUCUGAAUAUUAUGUUUCUCUAAGAAACUUGCUGCUAAAAUCAUCAGAUGUUCAGCCAAUUUCUGCAUCUGCUGCCUACAUAUUAUGUGAAGUUUGUCGAGAUAAGUACGAUGCUGUUCUGCCUCUUGUACGGUUGCUACUACACCACCAUAAGCUAGUCCCAUUUGUUGCUGCAGUAGCAGAACUGGACCUGAAGGACACUCAAGAAGCAAACACAGUCUUCAGAGGGAAUUCAUUAGCAACUCGGUGUGUAGAUGAAAUGAUGAAAAUAGUGGGAAAACACUACCUAAAGGUUACUUUGAAAGCAGUUAUUGAUGAGAUAUGUGAGUCUCCUAAACCCUGUGAAAUAGAUCCAAUCAAAUUAAGAGAAGGGGAUAAUGCAGAAAUUAAUAUGGAAAAUCUACGCUAUUAUGUAGACAAAGUAUUCCGUGAAAUUGUGCGGUCAAGUAUAAGUUGUCCUACCCUAAUGUGUGAUGUUUUUUAUUCUUUGAGGCAUCUGGCUGCCAAAAGAUUUCCAAAUGACCCUCAUGUACAGUAUUCUGCAGUGAGCAGCUUUGUGUUUCUUCGUUUCUUUGCUGUAGCCGUAGUCUCACCUCAUACUUUUCAUUUACGACCUCACCAUCCAGAUGCACAGACUUCUAGAACAUUAACUCUCAUAUCAAAAGCCAUCCAGACUUUGGGGAGUUGGGGAAGUUUGACCAAAAGCAAACUUUCAAGUUUCAAGGAGACGUUUAUGUGCGAGUUUUUUAAAACAUUUCAAGAAGACAAAUUUACUGAAUCUGUCAAAAAGUUUCUAGAUGAUGUUUCCUCUACUGAAAGUAAAGAACCAAGUGGUCUGAGUGAGCCAGUACAUCUAAAAGAAGGAGAAAUGUACAAAAGAGCUCAGGGAAGGACUCGGAUUGGUAAAAAGAAUUUCAAGAAGCGGUGGUUCUGUCUAACAAGUAGAGAAUUCACCUACCACAAACAGCAAGAUAAAGAACCAAUCUUCACGAUUCCAAUCAAAAACAUCCUUGCAGUGGAGAAGCUUGAUGAGAGCUCCUUCAACAAGAAAAAUAUGUUUCAAGUACUACAUGGAGAAAAGCCACUGUAUAUCCAAGCAAAUAACUGUGUAGAAGCUAGUGAGUGGAUAGAAGCUCUCUGCCGGGUAACGAGAUGCAACCAGAAGAGGCUUAGUUUUUACCAUCCUUCUGCUUUUUUGAAUGGGAGCUGGCUUUGCUGCAAGGCUACAAUAGAAAACACAGUGGGCUGUGCUCGUUGCACUGCAGAUGUUCCAGCUGAUACUCAAAUUGAGAUUGAUGGAGACAGAGAGACAGAAAGAAUUUACUCACUCUUCACUAUCAACAUGUCUAAACUUCAGAAGUUGGAAGAGGCUUGCGGAAGCAUAGCUGUCUAUCAAGGUCCACGGAAAGAACCAGAUGACUAUUCUAACUUCACAAUUGAAGACUCUGUAGCAACUUUUCAUACACUCAAACAGAUAAUAGAUGUAGUAGAAAAGCUGAAUGAAUCACAUGAAAAAUACCGAAAGAAGAGAUCAUCUAGUGCUAAAUAUGGUAGUGAAGAAAAUCCAAUUGUUGGAAAGGUUUCCUAACCAAAACAAACUGUGGCACACUUGGAUGAAAACGAAACUGGAAAUGUUCUUGGGGGUGUUGUUUUUUUUGUUUUAUUUCAUUUUGUAUUUCAUAACAUGCAUCUUUACAAAGUAUUUAAAAAUGAACAUAAAUGCUAGUUGUGUUGACAAUCUAUUUAAUAUUUAAUAGAAAGCUAGCUACUUGGAAACCUUGUCUUAGAGUUGAUUCUCAUUUUGCUGAAGAACUUGAAGUUCCAGGUUCUUGAAGUAACAGAUGUGAAUAGAACUAAAUGUUGUUUUGCCAUUGCUGUUUUAUUGGAAAGAACUUUCUAAACAAAUAAGCUUUUUAAUGGAACAAAAUCAACAUGGCAUCUGUUGGUUGUAUUGCAUCUCUGAAUACAUGUAUUGCAAAAUUGUAUGAGUUUACCAUGAGUGCCUGCCCUGCUGAUAACGAUCUUGAAAUAGAAAUCCCAAGAUACAAUGACAUGGUAAAGACCUGAAGCUUCACACUCAA
This is a messenger RNA of Cygnus olor (mute swan), 3606 nucleotides long. It is a transcript of the gene RASA2, whose product is annotated as RAS p21 protein activator 2. Bases 738 to 3113 code for a protein of 791 amino acids. The record is from RefSeq and is a predicted model, not a curated record. Gene Ontology annotation, biological process: regulation of GTPase activity; intracellular signal transduction; negative regulation of Ras protein signal transduction. The transcript has 24 exons. Gene Ontology annotation, molecular function: phospholipid binding; GTPase activator activity. Lineage: Eukaryota; Metazoa; Chordata; Aves; Anseriformes; Anatidae.